Aspergillus glaucus CBS 516.65 is the source of this 3037-nucleotide messenger RNA. RefSeq lists its product as uncharacterized. The transcript has 6 exons. The record is from RefSeq and is a predicted model, not a curated record. Lineage: Eukaryota; Fungi; Ascomycota; Eurotiomycetes; Eurotiales; Aspergillaceae. The coding region runs from base 42 to 2963 and encodes 973 amino acids.
CGGCCGUUGGGAGACGGCUCGAACCGGCCUUGAUUCUCCCAAUGGCGACGGCAGAGCAGCCUUCGGGCUUGAUGGAUAUCGCGAGCACUCUUACUCAGGAUGAGAUUCCAUUCAAGCUACGUUGCGCAAUUUGCAACAAGUUAGCGGUGAAUGCGUUCCGGCUACCUUGCUGUGAGCAAGCGAUUUGUGAAACUUGCCAAGCAUCCUUGCCCGAUACCUGCCCCGUUUGCGCACAUACUCCUCUUUCAUCCGAUCUCUGCAAACCGAAUAAAGCUCUCCGGACCACCCUCAAAGCCUUCCUACGUACCGAAGAAAAGAAACGUGAAAAGGAUCGUCAGUCCGCCACUCCUGCUGCGCCGGCCGAGACGGCUCCGGUGGAUGGAACUCCGGCCCCUUCAGAGCAACCUGCUGCUACAUCUGCGCCUGAUACACCUGCCGCGGUUGUCCCUGAGGAACAGGCUCCCGCUGAGGAACAGCCGGAGGUAGCGCCUGCUGCGGAGGUCCCGCCGGAAGAACACCCCGCUGCGGAUUCUCAGCCUGUGGAGGCUGGUGAAGAGCAUGUGACUGAUGCAAAUGCCGAAAUUGCUGAGGAGACUCAAGCCCAGAAUGAGCAAGAAGUUGAGGCCACCGGCACGCUAGAAAAGGCCGAUGUGGCCGACGAAACCGGUCCCGCGGAUGGCGAUGAAGUUGCUGACACGGCGGCGCAAUCUGUGGAAGAGAACAAUGCGCAACCUAAUGGAAUGCAACAAAUGUUUCCCGGCAUGGGAUUUAAUAUGCCCGCCGGAGGAUUUCCCAACAUGCCAUUCAAUGGCAGUGGCGAUUUCAACCCCAUGCAGUUCAUGUCCAAUGGCAUGUUCAACCAAAAUCCUAUGGGAAUGUCUGGGAUGUCGAUGGACCCGAUGGCCGCGAACCAGGGUAUGUUUGGAGGCUACGGGAUGGGCAUGAACAAUGGCAUGAAUAUGGGAAUGAACUUCGACGCGGGUCAGGGGAUGUAUGCUGGGGGAUGGGACGGCUCUCAGAACAAUAUGUGGAAUGGAGGCCAAGAUAAAUUCAAUCCAAAUGCUUUCGCAAAUGGUAUGGGCUCGCAGUAUGGGCCCUCUGGAUUUGGCGGAUUUAAUAUGUCUCAACCCAACGGAAAUUACUUCCCUAACCAAGACUUCUCGAAUGGGUACUAUGGCCCCGGCUACGGCAGAGGCGGCUUCCGCGGCCGUGGUCGUGGAUACUUUCCUGGUGGCCGCGGCCGCGAGGGCUUCAUGAAUGCUAAUUAUCCCAACGCCGCGUUUCAGAACCCUAACUCCCCUAGCUUUAAUCAGGCGGUGCCUCAGGAUGGUGAAACUCCAGCGGACGCCAGUACCGAUGCAGAUAAACCAGAGGGUGAACAAGGCCCUAGCGGCGAGCAGGAUCCCGAAGACCCAACAUCAAAGGAGAUUGCUGAUGAAACGGCUGGAGAGAAACUGACAAGAGAUGACGUCCCUGAUGCGUCUGGUACAUUAGCAGAAGACGACACACAACCACGAGGUAUACCCACCAUCGAUAGCCUGGACCAGAACGACGCUGCCAUGUCCGGCUUCGUUGGAAUGCCUGGUCCCCAUAUGGGACCUGGAUUUGGCAGGAGUUUCAUGCGACCUUUCCCUGGGGGUCGUGGAGGUGGCUUUCCUGGUGGUCCUUUUGUUCCUGGGCCUAUGCCAGGACAGGGUGUUGAAGGUGCCCCGGCUGCACCUAGAGCUAUGAGAGAAGGACUACCUAAUACUAGUGUGUUGCGUCACCGAUUCCAAGGACGGGCAUCGGUUCCUGCUAGCAGACCCUCUGAAGGUCCGCAAAGCGGGACUCCGAUAGAGCCACAAGAAGACGACGACCGCCACUCAAAGUCAAGAUCUAGGGCUAGAUCAGCGUCCCGAUCAAGAAGCAGAUCUGGGGACCCGUCUCGCCCCAGAGAUAGCCGUCGUCACAGAUACCGCUCGCCAAGCGCCCAUGAUGGCGCCGACGAGUAUGAACGGAGACGUGAACGAAAACAACGAUCCCGCCGAGAGGAUAAAUACGAUGAACCGUCAUUAGCGGAGGACGGCCAUCGCACCCGCUCUCCAUCCCUAGAGUCGUCGCGGAGAUCCCACCGCCGCGAUAGAGACCGGGACCGGCGAAGUGGACGUCGUUCUCAUCGCCCGCAUCGUCAUCGCAGCCGUACUAGGAGUCCUAGUCGUGAUGGCGAUCGUGAUGCUGAUCGUCUUUCGUCGAUUGCGGAGAAGGCCACAGCUGAAGCUGUUGAGGGUUCCAGUCGCAGCCAUCGCUCUGGAAAGGAUCGUUCCGGCCGUCGAGAGGAAGAGCGGGAACGAGACCGUGAUGCUCGACGCAGAGACCGGCGUGAUCGUGAACGUGAACGUGAACGUGACCGAGACCGCGAUCGUCACCGCGAAAGAGACCGUGACCGUGAUCGCGAACGUCACCGGGAUCGUGACCGCGAAAAAGACCGUGACCGCGAGCGCGAACGAGACAGAAAACGCCCCCGCCGCGACAGAACCGCCUCCCCCGACAGUGACUACUCCACCCGCCACCACUCUCGACGCCUAAAACGCACCCGCGAAGACGACCGCGCCCCCUCAAAACCCCCUACCUCAACAACACAACCCGAAAAAGACCCCAUAACCCUUGAACGCGAAGCUCGCAAUCGCGAACGCCUCCUGAAAGAACAGCAGCGCCGCGAAGCAGCCCUGCACUCCGAAAAUAAUACUAAUGGUAAUAGCACUAGCCACCGCCACAGCCACCGAGACAAAGACCGAGAUCGCGAUAAAGAGCGCGAUCGUGAUCGUGAUAGUCAUUACAGGUCUAGUCGUCGACGGGAGAGUCGACAGGAUCGGUCUGCGGUGGUUGGGGGGAGGAGUUUGAGUUAUAAGUAUGAGGAUGAGGAGAGUGAUAGUGCGAGGGCGGCGAGGGUUGAGAAGGAGAGGGAGGGGGAGAGGUGGGAGUGAGUAAAUACAUAGCGUUUUUUAAGGGCUUUGAUGUAUCUAUGAGAUAUAAGAAAAUAUAAAGCAUAUAGAGGUUG